UUAAAGAACCAUCUUUAACCACCCCACAUGUAUGUUUCUUUUAAAAAAAAUGAAAGCUUAUAACAAAACAAGGGUUGCUUAAUAGGAAAAUCACCUCUCUCUCUCUCUCUCUGUCGCUCCCUAUAUAUAUAUAAAGGAAGAUCUGCAAAUCAUUUCUUUGAGCCAGCCUAGUCUUUUCUGCACAAACCUUUGCUUCGCCUUGUUUUUUCUUCUUUCUCUAAUGUGCUAAUUAAGCAAAUACUAAAUCAAUCUUGUAAGUUCUUUUUUCUUUUUCUUUGGUACAAGGGCUAGCUUUGAAAACGAAAUGGAAAUGGAUUCUCCCAAGAAGAAUGAGAUAAGAAGGGAAGAGGGCAAAUCUGUUGCCAUUAUAUUUAGAUAUGCAGAUUGGGUUGAUAUAUUGCUUAUGUUGAUGGGUACUGUUGGAGCUAUAGGAGAUGGCAUGUCAACUAACAUUUUGCUUGUCUUUGCUAGCCACAUAAUGAAUAGCUUGGGAUAUGGUAAGACCCAACAAAAUCAAGGAAAUUUUAUGGUUGAAGUAGAAAAGUGCAGUCUAUAUUUUGUGUACUUGGGAUUAGCGGUCAUGGUGGUGGCUUUUAUGGAAGGUUAUUCCUGGAGCAAAACGAGUGAGAGACAGGUCCUAAAGAUUCGUUAUAAGUAUCUGGAAGCGGUUCUUCGACAAGAAGUUGGGUUUUUUGAUUCACAAGAAGCAACUACUUCAGAAAUCAUCAAUAGCAUAUCAAAAGAUACUUCUCUAAUACAGGAAGUACUCAGUGAAAAGGUGCCCAUAUUUUUGAUGCACGCAUCUGUGUUCAUCUCAGGACUUGCAUUUGCCACUUACUUUUCAUGGAGGCUGUCACUAGUAGCUUAUCCAACUCUACUUCUUUUAAUUAUCCCUGGAAUGAUUUAUGGAAAAUACCUUCUCUUCUUGUCCAAGAAAUCUCAGAGAGAGUACAGCAAAGCGAACUCCAUUGUUGAGCAGGCCUUAAGCUCCAUCAAGACUGUUUAUUCAUUCACUGCUGAGAAGAGCAUUAUAGAUAGAUAUUCAGCAAUAUUGGAUAAGACAUCAAAGCUUGGAAUUAAACAAGGCAUCGCGAAAGGUCUUGCCGUAGGAAGCACUGGACUUUCUUUUGCAAUAUGGGCAUUUCUUGCUUGGUAUGGAAGUCAUUUGGUGAUGUACAAAGGAGAAAGUGGAGGGAGGAUCUAUGCUGCUGGCAUUUCUUUUAUAUUGGGAGGACUAUCCCUUGGAAUGGCACUUCCUGACCUGAAAUACUUCACGGAAGCUUCUGUUGCAGCAAAACGAAUAUUCAACAGGAUCGACAGAGUUCCUGAAAUUGAUGGUGAAGAUACGAAAGGACUUGUAUUAGAGAAAAUGCAGGGUGAAAUAGAAUUCCAACAUGUCAGAUUCACAUACCCAACUCGUCCGGAUUCCAUUGUCCUCAAAGAUUUCAACCUGAAAGCUGAAGCAGGAAAAACAGUUGCUCUAGUUGGUGCAAGUGGAAGUGGAAAGUCCACUGCCAUUGCAUUGGUGCAAAGGUUUUAUGAUGUGAAUGGUGGAUUUGUCAAGAUCGAUGGCGUUGAUAUAAGAACAUUAAAUUUAAAGUGGAUAAGAGGGAAAAUGGGUCUUGUUAGUCAAGAACAUGCAUUAUUUGGGGCAUCAAUUAAAGAUAAUAUCAUGUUUGGAAAGCUUGAUGCUACAAUGGACCAAGUCACAGCUGCAGCAAUGGCUGCAAAUGCUCAUAACUUUAUAAGGCAGCUUCCAGAGGGUUAUGAAACAAGGGUUGGAGAACGAGGAGCACUUUUAUCUGGUGGCCAAAAGCAGCGAAUUGCUAUUGCUAGAGCAAUCAUCAAGAAUCCUGUAAUUCUCCUACUUGAUGAAGCAACGAGUGCUCUUGAUUCUGAGUCUGAGACAUUAGUUCAAAACGCUCUUGAUCAAGCCUCCAUGGGAAGGACUACACUGGUGGUUGCCCACAAGCUCUCUACAAUUCGAAACGCAGACCUCAUUGCAGUUGUUAACAAUGGAUGCAUCAUUGAAAUAGGUUCACAUAAUGAUCUCAUUAACAGAAAAAAUGGCCACUAUGCAAACCUUGCGAAGUUACAGAGGCAAUUCAGCUAUAAUGACCAUGAACAAAAUCCUGAAACACAUGUUUCUUCAGUUGGAAAAAGCAGUGCUGGCCGAAUAAGCACAGGAAGAUCAAGUCCUGCUAUCUUUGCUUCACCAUUACCUGUUGUCGAUAUCCCAAAACCUGUGUGUCACCCUCCACCUUCCUUCUCUAGGCUGCUUUCGCUGAACUCUCCUGAAUGGAAGCAAGGCCUAAUGGGGAGCCUCUCAGCUAUAGCCUUUGGCGCUGUCCAGCCGUUCUAUGCCUUAACCAUCGGUGGCAUGAUCGCAGCAUUCUUUGCACCGAGCCACGAGGAAAUGCACGCUAGAAUACGUACAUACUCUUCCAUUUUCUGCUCACUGUCCUUGAUUUCCAUCAUUGUGAAUCUUGUGCAACAUUACAAUUUCGCUUAUAUGGGUGAGAGGCUAACAGAGAGAAUCAGAAUAAGAAUGCUAGAGAAGGUCUUGACUUUUGAGACCGCUUGGUUUGAUGAAGAGAAAAACUCCAGUGGGGCUUUAUGUUCAAGAUUGAGCAAUGAAGCCUCAAUGGUUAAGUCCCUUGUAGCAGACAGAGUUUCUUUGUUAGUCCAAACGACUUCUGCAGUCACAAUAGCAAUGAUCAUGGGACUAGUUGUAGCUUGGAAACUUGCACUUGUCAUGAUCGCAGUACAACCUCUUACAAUUCUAUGUUUCUACACUCGAAAAGUUUUGCUCUCUACCAUCACAACAAACUUUGUCAAGGCACAAAAUCAUAGUACUCAAAUCGCCGCAGAAGCUGUCCAUAAUCAUAAAAUUGUUACUUCAUUUGGAAGCACACAGAAGGUACUUCAACUGUUUGAUGAUGCUCAAGAGGAACCAAGAAAGGAGGCAAGGAAAAAAUCAUGGCUAGCAGGAAUUGGUAUGGGUUCUGCUCAGUGCCUAACUUUCAUGUCAUGGGCUCUAGAUUUUUGGUAUGGAGGAACUCUAGUUCAAAAAAGAGAGAUAUCAGCUGGCGAUGUGUUUAAAACAUUUUUCAUUCUUGUGAGCACCGGAAAGGUUAUAGCUGAAGCAGGAAGCAUGACUUCUGAUUUAGCCAAAGGUUCCACUGCAGUGGCAUCUGUGUUUCAGAUUCUUGACAGGCAAUCUCUAAUUCCAGUAGUCUCCUCCUCCAACGCAAAGGAUGGAGCUAGUGGAACCAAGCUAGAAAAGUUAACUGGAAGGAUAGAGAUGAAGAGGAUUGAUUUUGCAUAUCCAAGCAGGCCAGAAACGUUAAUAUUACGCCAAUUUUGCUUGGAAGUGAAGUCAGGGACAAGCAUUGGACUGGUAGGGAAAAGUGGGUGUGGAAAAUCGACCGUGAUUGGAUUGAUUCAAAGAUUUUAUGAUGUUGAGAGAGGAUCAGUUCAAGUAGAUGGAAUGGACAUAAGGGAACUAGAUAUUCUGUGGUAUAGGAGGCACACCGCGCUUGUUAGCCAAGAACCGGUGCUAUAUUCCGGCAGCAUCCGUGACAACAUUGUGUUCGGAAAGCUUGAUGCAUGUGAAAAUGAAGUGGUGGAGGCCGCCAGGGCUGCUAAUGCUCAUGAAUUUAUCUCAUCAUUGAAAGAUGGGUACGAAACAGAAUGUGGGGAAAGAGGAGUGCAACUAUCAGGAGGGCAAAAGCAAAGAAUAGCGAUAGCAAGAGCUAUAAUCCGCAACCCAACAAUAAUAUUACUAGACGAGGCAACAAGUGCACUUGACGUGCAAUCUGAACAAGUUGUGCAAGAAGCAUUAGACCGGACUAUGAUAGGACGAACAACAGUGGUGGUGGCUCAUCGGCUUAACACGAUCAAGAAGCUCGAUUCAAUUGCCUUUGUUGCAGAUGGGAAAGUGGUGGAGCAGGGAACAUACAGUCAGCUAAAGAACAAGAGAGGUGCAUUCUUUAACCUAGCCACCCUUCAGACCUAGGCGGAUACCUGAGUUUGUGUUCGUGUUCGAGCCUUUUGUAGCUAUGACCGCAAGUGACUAUAGCAGUCUAUGCAAAUGAGACAGUAAGAGAAGGAUUGGAUUCGGUAAGUAGAGUCGUAUUUUAGAUGAGGGUUAAAUUGACAACUAGAACAAAGUUUUUAUGUGGAAAUAUCUUAGGGCUAAUGCUAAUGCUGAUCGAUCUCAUGGCUACUUUGUAAAAGUGCAGUUCGGCCCUUAUAAGAAUACGGGGACUCAAUUUAUAACCUCUUUUCUCAGCUAGGCAAAAGAUUUUAUAUUUGAUAAAUUGAAUGAUAAAUAUAUCAAUAAGAUUUCAUUUCCAACGGA
This is a messenger RNA of Ricinus communis (castor bean), 4363 nucleotides long. RefSeq names its product putative ABC transporter B family member 8. The transcript has 9 exons. Gene Ontology annotation, molecular function: ATP hydrolysis activity; ATP binding; ABC-type transporter activity. The coding region runs from base 305 to 4018 and encodes 1237 amino acids. Gene Ontology annotation, cellular component: membrane. Gene Ontology annotation, biological process: transmembrane transport. The record is from RefSeq and is a predicted model, not a curated record. Lineage: Eukaryota; Viridiplantae; Streptophyta; Magnoliopsida; Malpighiales; Euphorbiaceae.